Messenger RNA from Mytilus californianus (California mussel), 3172 nucleotides. RefSeq names its product toll-like receptor 4. Gene Ontology annotation, biological process: inflammatory response; immune response; toll-like receptor signaling pathway. The coding region runs from base 1455 to 2735 and encodes 426 amino acids. The transcript is spliced from 2 exons. Lineage: Eukaryota; Metazoa; Mollusca; Bivalvia; Mytilida; Mytilidae. Gene Ontology annotation, molecular function: transmembrane signaling receptor activity; protein binding. The record is from RefSeq and is a predicted model, not a curated record. Gene Ontology annotation, cellular component: membrane.
AUAUCGUGUGUUUAUGUAGUUAUACCUCGUUGGCAUUAGAACAAAUCCGUAUAAUGAAGGCAAAUCUAGGAACACGAUUCGAACUAGUCAUAUUGAGCACUGAACAUACUUAGAACAACUGAUUUUUCAAGAUAUAUAUCACAGUAGAUACCUGUUUGUCAACAUGAAAAAGAUUCAUCCAUUUCCAUUAUUUGUGAUUUUCUUGUCUUUUCAAUCCGGAUUUUCCGAAACUUGUCGUAUAAAUGAACGAGGGAAUCAUGUGAUUGCAGAUUGCAAAAGACUUGGAUUACAAGACAUACCUACAGAUUUACCAGUGAACAUUUCAGAGCUUGAUCUAAACUAUAACAAUAUUUCAUCCCUUAAAAAAAAUGCUUUUGAUCGAUUCCUUUCUAUGACCGUAUUAAAUAUUGAUAACAACAAUGUUGACAGAAUGGAACCAGAAACAUUUAUGGGUCUAACCAAAUUAAGAUUGCUUUCUAUGAAGCACAACAAAUUUGAUAUUUCAUCUACGAUCUUUAAACGUAUAUUUAAACCUUUAUCAUCUCUGAAUCAUUUAGACAUACGAAAUAAUAUGGACAAACUGAUCAUCAAAACUAUAGUACAAUAUCCAUUUUUGGUGAUUUGCUAAACUUAAUAGAUUUAUAUAUGGACCUGGCUGAAAAACCUAUUUUCAACUCAAGUGGUUUUGAAGUGUUGUUAAACCUUCAUACUAUAAGAUUUGAAACAUGUUAUUUAAAACAAAUGUUGAAUGACACUUGGAUUUAUUUACCGAGUAAUAUUACAACAAUUUAUUUUCAUAAGUGUUAUAUGUUUAUAUCGUUUGUGGAACCUAACUUUUUAAGACCUUUCCCAGCACUAACGGAAUUAAAAAUGCAUCUGGUGAACAUCAAAUUAGAAGAUGCAUUGACACUUUUAUAUCCGUUUACUGGAAAAGAAAUGGAAUCAAUUAUUUUUAAGCAUCUCGAAGGUUCUGCAGCAAAGCCUGUUUUUAUAACUCGUGAAAUGGUGAAGUACCUAAUAGAAAUCUGUGUUCAUACUUUAGUAUAAGCACAUAGUGACAUAAUUGGAUAUGCACAACAUUCUUUACUUGCGUUUAAAUAUCCACAAUGUUUGGAGUACAUUGUAUUUUCAGGCAACAGAUUUUCUUUAUCAUCCAACAGUCAUUUAGUUGAACUUUUAAUACUUGCUAAGAAAGCAACAAAUUUAAAAUUCUUUGAUAUAUCGUAUAAUGCGGUAAACUUCAACAAUGUAAAGUACUGCAAUAUAGAAGCUCUAAAAAAUGAUUCAUACAGAAACGAAAUAUAUAACAACGGCUGUGAAGUCCAAUCUACAGAUCCUAAGCAAUAUUCAAAUGCUAAUUCAAAUCAAAACUUUGGAUAUUCUAAAAUGGCCGAUGGAUCAAACACUACGAUUACGUUGCCUGAUAAUCUCACAUUUUUUCGUUUUCACAUUAUAUGACAUCUUAUAUUGAGUAUGCGGUGAAUAUGUUUGUUAUGCAUUCCGAUAGCUUAAGAUACGUAGAUUUAUCAUAUUUUAAAAUUGCCAAAUUUCCAGAAAUUUAUUCCGUGACACCUUUCAAUAUCAAAUAUUUUGACUUAUCUGGAUUCAACUCUAUGCUUUUCAUACACAAAUCUUCAGUGCAUAUUUUUCAAAAUGUCGAAACGGCAAUUUUAAAAGAUGCUCGAAUUGACGAAACCAUUAAACAAAAUGGUAAUAUAUUUAAACUAUUUCCAACUGUUGAAAAAUUUGAUAUAUCGUACAAUACCUUGUGGUAUCUGAACGAGGAUUCUUUUUUAAUCAAUACAAAACUGAAGAACCUAAACAUGGCCAACAAUUUAUUAUCAGCAAUUCCUAAUGCAGUCAUGAGCUUAUCACACUUAAAUACAUUGGAUAUCAGAUAUAAUAGAAUUCAGACUAUUGAUGAAACAGUGAGGGCCUGGCUGGAUGCAAAAAGUGAAAGUGAAAACUUUUAUCUGUUUAUAAAAGGUAAUAGUUUAAAGUGUACCUGCGAAACGGCCAAUUUUAUUGAGUGGUUGUUCCAAACGAAAGUUAUUUUUGAUCAGCAAAAAAAGAAAUAUAAUUGUAUAUUGACAAAUGGUACCGAAGCUAAUACGUUGUCUGUCUAUAAGCGUUUUCAUGAUCAUUUUGGUGAAUGCAACAACAAAAAAUGGUUGCGCAUAGGAAUUGUACUUUUAGCUUCAUUUGUCAUUUUUACUAUACCGUUCGCCAUUAUAUAUAACUUUCGAUGGAAAAUAAAGUAUUGGAUUUACAUAAAUUUCAGAAAAGUGGUAGAACAUCGGUUGGAAAAAAAGUUUAAAUAUGACAUUUACUUAGCGUAUGCAGAUGACAAAAUUCAAUGGGCACGUGAAGUUCUCCUUCCACGAAUCGAAUGUUCCUGGAAUAUGACCGUCUGCUUAGAAGAUCGGGAUUUUUCAGUUGGAAUGGCGAAAACAGAUGCAAUAGCAAGUGCUGCUGCUGAAAGCAAACAUGCUAUUUUUAUCAUUUCGGAAAUAUACCAACAUGAUGCAUGGAGCAAAUAUGAAAUUGAAAGAAUAGAAUAUGAAAAAUGUUCAAAUUACAUGCAAAAAAUUGUAGUGAUUGCAAAAGAUGAAAGCAUUUCCUGUAUUCCAAGCGAAUUAAAAAAUAUUUUACAACAUUUGACUGUAAUAGAGUGGACUGAUGAUGAAACUGCUUGGGACAAAUUACGCAUGGCAUUGUUUACCGAGUCUUAUUAAUUGGUUCCCGUACUGUUCAUAGAUUUAUUGAUAGGCAAAGAUUUCGUGUUUUGUUACAAUAUUUUCCCGACAAUGUACAUACAGUGUAUAUAUAUAUAUGAUUCGUGCGCAUGAACAUUUUUCAUAAGUAAUGCAAGUACAUGUUUGUCGUUUAAUUGAUUUUGCUGUGUAUACUAUUUAGCUUUUUCAUAUAGGGGAAAAACAGUUCUUUUUCAUUGUUGUUAUACAUUGUUGUUUGAUCCUUUUGGUAUGGUAAACCUUUCUAAAGAAAAUAAUUAAUGUGAUGUGGCGUCUUUUUUCCUGCCUCAACAGUUUCAUACAACCAUAAUCAUUAAACAGCAUUCUCAAUUUGCGUUUAAAACAAUCAAACGGACUAGUAUUCAUAUUUGGAAGCAAGAAGUCGACCCACUGCCAAAUCGCCCCACACCAACUCGCCC